This is a messenger RNA of Cucurbita maxima (winter squash), 495 nucleotides long. RefSeq names its product putative glycine-rich cell wall structural protein 1. The record is from RefSeq and is a predicted model, not a curated record. The coding region runs from base 1 to 495 and encodes 164 amino acids. The transcript has 2 exons. Lineage: Eukaryota; Viridiplantae; Streptophyta; Magnoliopsida; Cucurbitales; Cucurbitaceae.
AUGGCCGAGCUCGAUCAGGAGUGGAAGGGGCAAAAUGAGGAGCUUUCGGUGAAGGAGGAGGCGGGGGAGGUGGUGGUGGAAGUGGCGGCGGAGGAGGAGGACUAUUUCCGGGUUCGGGUUACGGCUCUGGUUUUGGGUAGGGUGGAGGCGAAGGAUACGGUGAGGGAGAAGGCAAUGGAGUGUUCGGUAGAGGCGGUGGUGGAGGUGGAGGGUGGUGGUGGGACUGGGUCCGGUUCCGGAUUCGGAUCAGGGAGCGGCUCAGGGUUUGGAAGAGGAAGCGGAGGCGGAGGCGGAGGUGGAGGAGGAGGAGGUGGAAAUGGAUCAGGCUACGGUUCGGGAUACGGUAGCGGAAGCGGAUUUGGAAGUGGAGGUGGAGGCGGAGGAGGAGGAGGGGGUGGGGGCGGAGGUUCCACUGGGAGUGGCUCCGGGUUUGGUUCAGGAUACGGGUCGGGCUAUGGCUCCGGACGCGGAGGAUGGAAAGAGAUUUUGCCGUGA